Messenger RNA from Portunus trituberculatus (swimming crab), 1224 nucleotides. RefSeq lists its product as uncharacterized. NCBI's taxonomy places the organism in Eukaryota, Metazoa, Arthropoda, Malacostraca, Decapoda, Portunidae. Gene Ontology annotation, molecular function: catalytic activity. The transcript has a single exon. Bases 1 to 1224 code for a protein of 407 amino acids. The record is from RefSeq and is a predicted model, not a curated record.
AUGUUGGUGACCUCACACAAUUUCGCCCUGCGACAUAGGGCUGACGUUGUAGCAGUGACAGAAACGUGGCUCACUGGAGAGGUAGAACCAACGUUUGGUAAGGUCCCUGGGUACUCCCACUGGAUAAGGAAGGACAGGGAGAACAGAGCAGGCGGAGGGGUGGCAGCUUGCUUUAGGGACGGCCUCCAAACCCAGGAACUUGAGGUGACGGUUCCUCUUCAAACGGAAGCACUGUUCUUCAGGGUGGUACUGGAAGACAACAGAGGUCUCCUCCUCUGUAUCAUGUACCGCCCCCCCAGGCAAGGACGGGCACCCCUGGACUUCCUGACGGAGGAACUCGACACCCUUCUUCUACGCCAUCAAUGCUCCCACGUGAUGGUAGUGGGAGACCUAAACUGCCACCUAGAGCAGAACGCUUAUGACGACCUCUUGGAGGUGCAGGGCCUAACAAAUCAUGUUACCUUCCCCACGCAUGUGCGAGGAGGGAUGCUAGACCCUGUGCUGUCAGACCUCCCCGAGACGAGCGUCCGCUGUCAGCAGCUGGGGCCUGUAGGCAGCUCGGAUCAUUACGCUGUCCUGGCCCGAGUCGAGCUGAACGCAACGCGAGAGGACGCUGUCCCACGCACCAUCUGGCUCUGGGGGAGGGCUGACUGGCCGACCAUGAGGCGUGCCCUGGAGGAGAUAAACUGGGGAGAAACCUUGGUGGGUGAUGCCGAGGAGCAGGCACGAGCACUCACUACUAAGCUCCUCAUCCUCCAGCAGCAGUAUGUCCCCAGCAGAGUGUAUCUCUCCAGGCCUGACGAUCCUGCUUGGUUUGGCUUCCGCUGCAAGGCCGCUGCUGAGGCCAAACACGCCGCCUGGCUGAGGUACAAGCGGCACCCGACGCAGAGGAACAAGGCACUACACAAGGCUGCCUGCAAACGGGUGGUAGCUGCCUGCAGAUGGGCCAAACAUAGAAAACAGGAGGAUCUAAAACGGAAACUUUGUGGCCCAGGAGUAGGAGGCAAGACCUGGUGGAGCUUAGUCAAGGAGCGCCAAGGAGCUAAACACCAAGACGCCAUCCCUCCACUCCUCAGGCCUGACGGUUCCACUGCCACAAGCAGCUGGGACAAGGCCUCACUCCUGGCUACAAGCUUCAGCAACAAGAUGAGGGUUGGAGACCCGGAAGACAAGCGCCUCACCUGCCACUGGAGACUCAAAGCACCAUCACCCUGGUCUCAGUGA